Messenger RNA from Bipolaris zeicola 26-R-13, 1110 nucleotides. RefSeq lists its product as uncharacterized. The record is from RefSeq and is a predicted model, not a curated record. Lineage: Eukaryota; Fungi; Ascomycota; Dothideomycetes; Pleosporales; Pleosporaceae. Gene Ontology annotation, molecular function: protein binding. The transcript has 2 exons. The coding region runs from base 1 to 1110 and encodes 369 amino acids.
AUGCCUUUCAUGAACUCCAAGGGUGCGACGACGCUCGGCCACACUUUCCGAAACUUUGACCAAACUAUCAUCACCGUCAAAGUUGGUGGAAAGGAACAUUCCGAGUCUUUCAGCUGCCAUCGCGAACUUUUGAGGAGAUGCUCGACAUACUUCAACACAUGCUUAGAAGAGAAGAGCAACUCGCCUUACAACUCCUCUAGUUCAACGCUUGAGCUAGAGGAUACUAGUCCAGACGUCUUCGAUGCAUUUAUGCUCUGGCUUUACACAGGGUUUAUCCCGCAUCACUUGAUCGAAGGCGGCAAGGAAGUUCACCCUCCAACACACGCUAUUAGUGUCAAUGGAAGCGACAACACCAGUGCUCCACCUACAGAACAAGGCGAAGGCGAUGAUGUAGAUACUGCUUCAUGGGGCAUCGCUCUAGAUGACGAAACACCUGCAGAUGGCGCAUCAGCACCCGCCGAAGCAACGAACAGCCCAACAACAACCAGUGCAGAGAAGGUACAGGGGGAAGUUGAGGCUGAAAAGCCUCCGGUAGUACUGCCCCCUCGCAACCCCGCAGAGAAGCCCGAGAUACCCAAGGAGACACUAUGCCCAUGCUGUUCACGACCCUACAAAUGGAGGAGUUUGGAAGGAUUCCUCGAGCGCCGUUUCAUAUCGCUCUAUGUUUUCGCGCACAAAUACUCGAUUCCCAAACUAAGCCGCGCUGUCAUUCUCGCAUGGCAAACAAACGACGAGAUUCUGCAAGUCAUGCCCGACCACAGCAAUGUCAUUGCCGCAUACGAGAGUCUCCCUCCAGACGCACCGCUUUGCAGGUACUUUCUCGACAUGUACUCCGUGUACUGGAACCCCGAUCGCGAUGAUGAGCGUACCAUCCCUCUGCGAAGCCACCUGCCACAAGCUUUCCUAUUCGAGCUAGUCACCAUGCUAGCAAGAGGCGAGCGGCCAAAGAUGGAAAAGGAAUGGUGCGAGUUCCACGAGCACGAGAGCGAAGAAGAGAAGAAGGCCUGCCUGGAUGAUUUGGCCAAAGAUCCUAUCGCGAGCAAGGCGCUCCGACGCAUCAAGGAUAGCAAGGGUUGGAAGGGCCUAGUGCUCAAGAAGGGCAAGAGGUGA